Daucus carota subsp. sativus is the source of this 2126-nucleotide messenger RNA. RefSeq lists its product as uncharacterized. The coding region runs from base 95 to 1933 and encodes 612 amino acids. The transcript has 2 exons. The record is from RefSeq and is a predicted model, not a curated record. NCBI's taxonomy places the organism in Eukaryota, Viridiplantae, Streptophyta, Magnoliopsida, Apiales, Apiaceae.
UGAAAUGGAAGCAACAAAGAAUAUUUUAGUGGCCUUAAAUUGGUGUCUCAUCCGGUGUUAGAGUUACUCGCAGCAAAACAUUACAGCAACCGAAAUGAGUUCAACACUAGAGCACUUUAGCCAUGAUCACCCACUAGUACUAAAAGAGUCUGAUGUUUUUGAAGAUGAUCCUAAAUGCUGUAUUUGCAACAAUACAGUUACAGGCUCUCCCACAUACACUUGUAGUAAUAGUGCUAGUAACAAUACCGAGUGUCCAACUUUUUACCUCCACAAGAGUUGUGCGGAAUUACCCUCUCAAAUUAAUUUCUACAAGCACAACCAACACCCCCUCCAUCUUCUACCUCGCCCUAAUAAAUUCACUUGUGAUGUUUGUGAUCGGUAUGUGAAGUUCUCUUACGCAUGCGAUGAUUGUCAAUUCGAUGUGUGUGUGGUUUGCGCUUUUCAACAGAGAGUGCUUCAACAUGAAGGUCACCCUGAGCACAUACUAACACUAAUGCCAAGGAAAUCCUUGUUUAAGUGUGAUGCUUGUCAUGAAAAAGUUGAAGAUUCUUCCUAUGUAUGCACCACCUGUGCCUUGUGCAUCCACAAGGCAUGCGCUCUUUCUCCCUUCACUAUCCCCGCUCCUGCUUUUCACCAUCAUCCCCUCCAUCUUAUUUACUCUGUUCCUCAAAUGCAUCGUUAUUUUGAUCGAUUCUGCAACAUCUGUCAGCGACGAGUUCAUACAAACUUCUGGCUGUAUUAUUGUCAUAAAUGCACAUAUUUUGUGCAUAUGAGAUGUGCAACAUCUUCACAUACAUCGUCUUCUGUAAAUGAGACUGAAGAAGAGGGCAGUCUCAAUGAACCUGAUUUGGUGGAGUUUCCACUGCAUAGUGAGGAAUCGCUAUUUGAUCUAAUAAUAUCCCAGUGUCGCAAACUCCAAGUCGAAUCUCAAGGUAUAGAUAAAAACAGUAUUGGUAUAAUAACAGCUCCUGAUCCUCCCAUAAUUGAACACCACUGGAGUCAUGAGGAGCAUCCACUAGUACUCUUCCAGUUCACUACUAGUGAGACUGAAGAUAACGAAAAUAAUUAUGAUAGAAGAGAGUUGAUAUGCGAUGGUUGCAUUCAACCCAUAACUGUAUUCCAUCCGUCUUACUAUGCUUGCACCCAAUGUGGUUUCUUUCUUCACUCGUUUUGUGCCACUAAGUUGCCAGCAGUAUUAGUAGCAGGAUUAUGUCCUCCUCAUCCCCAGCAUUCGCUUCAGCUUCACCAGAAAUUCAACUUCUAUACUUUUGCAACGUGUGAAAUUUGCUGUUACAGAACAAAUGGGUUCUAUUAUCUUUGUAAGACGUGUGAUACUAGAAUUGAUAUACGUUGUGCAUUCUUACCCACCAAGAUAAAGCAUAAAUCACACAGGCACCAUUCCCUUGUUCAACGUCUAUCCUCCAAUUUUGAGUGCAGUGUGAGUGGUUGUUAUAUUACAAGUGGUGUGCAAUAUGGAUGUGAAACUUGCAGUGACUUUCAUAUUGUGAUAAAUAGUGCAUUUUAUCCUGGUAGCAUGAAACACAGAUACGAUGAUCACCCUGUCACCUUGAGACGACCUCCAUUCUUCUACGAGGGAGUAUUCUAUUGUGAAAUAUGUGAAGACCGUGUUAAUAAUCAAUGGUGGCUCUAUCACUGUGAUGAAUGUGAUCAUUCUUUUCACAAUGGUUGCCUUCUUUCGGGUGGAAGUGUCAAGCUAGGAGGGACUGUUGAAGUUGAUUUUAACGACCAAUCACACACACUUGCCUUGGUCUUGAAGAGGCGUACAAGAAAGACCCAACCGCAGUACUACUGUAGAUAUUGCGGGAAUGGCUACAUCUGGAAUUACUUUUUGGAAUGUGAUGGGUGUGGAUAUCUUAUAUGUUGUCCCUGUGUUCGUAAAAUCAAGGCGAGUAACAAGUCCAUACACUUUUGAUGGUGGAGUGAGUUUUCCAGGCAAUUUGGAAGAGCAAAAAGACUACAAGAAUUUUAUUUGUUAUGUUUUUGUUUUAAAAGUUGUUUUCUAAGAAUAAAAUUAAUUUACUUUUAUUGGAUUUUGUUCGUUUCAUGUAAGAUGUGAUUUGGGUUUUUGCGGCUAAAGCAAUAAUCUGUUGGUGUUACUAAAUCAA